AUGGCUACUAGGACAAGAACACGUACAAAGACCAGGCGGCUGGAAGAAGAAGACGAAGAAAGCGGAAAAUUACACCACGAACACCACCAGCAACAACAGCAACAACAGCAACAACAGCAACAACAGCAACAACAGCAACAACAGUUUCAACAACAAAAGCAGAAACAUAAGUUGAAUACAUAUAAAUCAUCACCAUCGACAUCAAGCACAACCAUUGAUCAGGAACAAGAAGAGGAGUUUGACCUGAUGGUAGAUGUGGCUCCCGUAAAAUCCAAAGACGACGAAUACCACGAGUCGUUUCUUGCCACUAUUGAGAGAAACCAAAUACCAAUCUCGAGAAACUUGAUGAUCCUCCUUUAUUCGCUACAUUUUCUUAGCUCAAACCCCAAGAUUGUCUCAUACACCCAUAAAUUCAUACACUUGCAGAACCAAGUUGGUACCAAUCCAGCGGGGAAAGCCAUUUACGAUAUCGAUAUUGACGACGCCUAUUUCGUCAUCAACUGGGUCAUAACGGUAACAUUUCUUCGUUCUGCGUUGAUGAAGUAUUGUUUUGAACCUUUUGCUGCAAAAUUUUGCGAUAUCCACUCGAGAAAAGCCAAGACCAAAUUUGCCGAACAGAGCUGGUCUUUUGUCUAUUGGGGCGUGUCAUUUAUUUACGGAGUGUACUUGUAUUUGGAUGCACCAUACUUUAAUGAUUUAGACCAAAUAUACAUCAAUUGGCCAAACUUUUAUAUGCAAGGCAAUUUCAAAAGCUAUUAUUUGAUUUCAAUGGCAUUUUGGAUCCAGCAAAUCUUUGUUCUACACGUUGAAAAGCCAAGAAAAGACCACUACCAGAUGUUUAGCCAUCACAUCAUCACAUGUCUCUUGAUUAUUGGCUCAUAUUACUAUUAUUUUUUUAGAAUUGGACAUUUGAUCUUGAUGAUUAUGGAUUCUGUGGAUAUAUUUUUAGCAGGCGCAAAGAUGUUGAAGUAUGCUGGCUUCAACAGAGCCUGCGACGCAAUGUUUAUUUUGUUUUUAUUGAGUUGGAUUGGUUUGAGACACGGUGUAUACAAUUUUAUAUUCCACCACGCAUGGUCAAAGUCAGUACAUUUAAUGAGCGACGGACAAUGUGUUGUUGGUGAAGCUCAAAAAAGAUGCUGGACACCAACUAUUAUCAAUGUAUUUAUGGGUUUACUUGGAGGAUUGCAGAUCAUCACAUGCAUUUGGAUGUAUUUGAUAUUAAAAGUUGCUUACAAGGUUAUUAUUGGUGUAGGGGCAGAGGAUGUGCGAAGCGAUGAAGAUGACACCGAUGUUGAAUUGGAAGAGAAUCAUGAAGCAGAUGACGAGAAAGAAGUACAAAUGGGUAAAAAUAUAGAAUUAAAAGUUGAAUCAUCAUGGGCACUGACUGACAAACACAAUGUUGAACAGCAAAAUGAUUUUAUCAAAGAUACUUACAAUUCAACUGCCACUAAAGCAGCAGCACCAGUACCAGUACCGGAAACUAGGGAAAGGUGA
Molecule: messenger RNA, 1494 nt
Organism: Lodderomyces elongisporus
Lineage: Eukaryota; Fungi; Ascomycota; Pichiomycetes; Serinales; Debaryomycetaceae
Gene: LAC1
Product: Lac1p
Exons: 1
Coding region: 1-1494 (497 amino acids)
Biological process (GO): ceramide biosynthetic process
Cellular component (GO): membrane
Molecular function (GO): sphingosine N-acyltransferase activity
Source: RefSeq, a predicted model, not a curated record